Messenger RNA from Aspergillus eucalypticola CBS 122712, 1778 nucleotides. Its product is annotated as putative triacylglycerol lipase (LipA). The record is from RefSeq and is a predicted model, not a curated record. Bases 1 to 1764 code for a protein of 587 amino acids. Lineage: Eukaryota; Fungi; Ascomycota; Eurotiomycetes; Eurotiales; Aspergillaceae. The transcript is spliced from 9 exons.
AUGGCGAGCGCACUCCUCUGGCUCUCCCUGCUAGGGAGCAGCACCCUAGCAUCUGCUCUAGACACCAGUAAUACCCCUACCAUCAAGAGAGCAGACACAGGCAGCAACACCACCUCCUCAAUCCCUACCGCCACCCUCAACAACACCGUCUUCGUCGGCCGUUCCCUGCCCGAGUUCGAGCAGGAGUUGUUCCUAGGUAUCAAGUUCGCAGACGAGCCUGUGCGAUUCACCCCUUCGACGUUGAAAACGGCCUAUCGCGCCAACGACAGUGACAACGGGGUAUACCAUGCCUCCUCGGCAUCAGGGCUGCAGACUUCCUCAGGGACAGUGCUGUACAACGCCACCGAGUAUGGAUAUGAUUGUCCCGGGUACGGAUCCGACGAGACAGAGCUGGCGGAGGAGGGAUAUGCGCGGUUCGACGAGAACUGUUUGAAUCUGAAUGUCAUCCGACCCAAGAGAGACAAUGAGGAUGAGUUGUUGCCGGUCAUGAUUUGGAUCUUUGGUGGUGGUUGGGUGGAGGGUGCGACUGCUGAUCCGAGAUACAAUAUGAGCUAUAUCGUCCGCCAGGGUGCGUUGAACGAUAAGCCCGUCUUGGGUGUCUCGAUCAAUUACCGUGUGGCUGCUUUUGGAUUCCUUGACUCUGUCGAGGUUAUGGAAUCCGGCAACACGAACCUAGGACUGCGUGACCAGCGCGUCGCCAUGCAUUGGGUUAAGCAGAAUAUCAAGGCGUUUGGUGGUGACCCGGACAAGAUUACCAUAUGGGGAGAAUCAGCUGGCGCCUACAGCGUCGGAGCCCACCUCGUCACCAACGACGGCGACAACGAGGGUCUAUUCCGAGCAGCCAUCAUGGAAUCCGGCAACGCCGUGGGACCUCCCUACAACGGGACAGAUUGGUACCAGCCGAUGUACGACCAGAUCGUGAACGCGACCAACUGCACCACCUCAUCCAACACCCUCCAAUGCCUCCGCGAAGUCCCCUUCUCCACCAUCUACACGGCCGCCGACCUCGACCUAGAAUGGUUCGCCACCAUCGACGGCACCUUCAUCAAAGAAUACCCCCAAAUCAGCUACACAGAGGGCCGCUUCGCCAAAGUCCCCAUUCUCCACGGGACAAACACCGACGAGGGCGUGAGUUUUGGUACGACGGGCGUGAACACUGAUGCUGAAGCUAUUCAGCAGUUGAUGUCGAAAGCAUCCAAACGCUGGGUCCUAAACGAAACCCAAGCCACAACCCUCCUCUCCCACUACCCUAACAUCUCCGCCCUAGGCUGUCCCUACGGCUGGGGCAACACGACGUGGCCGAAACUGGGAUAUGAAUAUAAACGCUACGAGUCGAUGGCGGGUGAUCUAUGCAUGGUCGCUCCGAGGAGAUUGCUUUCCCAGAAGAUGAAGGAGUAUGAUGAGGGGCAGCAGGUGUUUGCGUAUCGGUGGGAUGUGGCCGCGUUGAAUGAUUCGAGUACUAUUGGGGUGGCGCAUUUCGCGGAGAUCCCCUUCGUUUUCGCCAAUCCCGUGCAAAACAUCACUCCGUUGGGAAGUGAUCCAUCGAGACUAGAAUUGGGUAAUUUGGCUGCGAGGAUGUGGACGGCUUUUGUGUCGGAUUUGGAUCCGAAUGGACAUGGUGUCUCCGGUAUCCCCACCUGGCCGAAAUACAACCUCUCCCAUCCUCAAGACUUUGUGUUCCGGGUACCAAGGAAUGAGAGUUAUGUGGAGAAGGAUACGUUCCGGACGGAGGGGAUUGAUUAUAUUAAUACGAUUGUGCGGUAAACCAUGAUAUUAUC